AGCUAAGCGCCCCCAGCGCCCUCUGGCUGCCCCCGCAGCUGCUCACGGCCAGUGCAGCUUCGCAGCCAGCGUCACCAGAUCGCCCCGCUAACGGGCUCGACCACCAGGGCGCCCUCGGCCCGCUUUCCCGUCCCUCACACAGGACACGCAGCCAGAGCGCUGACCGGAAGUUGGGUCGGGCCGCGAGGCCUUCUGGGAGCACCUGCGCUCUGGGACUUAACGGUCGCGCGCUGCUGUUGGGGGUCUAUGGAUCUGUCUGUGGGGCUGCUGCGUGUAGCGUCUCGGAAAGGAAACUGCGUUUCGGGGGCUUGGGGCUCGUGGCGCUGCCGGGAACCCUCCGCGGGAAGCGAGGGAGCAGCCCAAGUGAUCCGGUUUGCGCCGGCCGCGGGCUGCGAGCUCUCGGGGGGCUCGGAGCACCCCGAGUAAGAGCCGUGCCUCCGGGAUGCUCUCCGCCAGCGGAACUGCCCUGUGAAUGUUUGGAGUUGCAGCCAAAAAACUGGUUUCUCAUGAGAAUUGUAUCAGCUGAACCUUUUAAUUCAUUUAUCUGGCUGGACUGUUAAUAGGUCCUACCUCCCCCCACACUGAGACAGACUGUGGUAUGAGUUUGAAGCCUGAGAACAGGUGUCUGCCAUGGGAGGAGAGCUUCUGACCUGAGACCCACACCAAAUCUCGAAGAGUCCUGGCCAGGGGUGGGCUCUGCACCUGCAGGCCAUCCUGACUAGUCCUUCCCAGAGCCAGCAAGAACCAAAUGACAUCUCAGCCUUGAAAAACCAGCCACAGCUACAGCAUGGAGCAGUUGACACAGACGAUGCCUGGAAGAGCUUGUUCCCAGGACUCUGCACUUUGCCAGGAAGAAGAGGACAUGACCAGAUCUUUUAAAACAGUGACAUUCGAGGAUGUGGCUGUGGACCUCACCCAGGAGGAAUGGCAGCAAAUGAAACCUGACCAGAGGAGUUUGUACCGAGAUGUGAUGCUAGAGACCUACAGCAACCUAGUAACCGUAGGUGGUCCAAUCCCCAAACCAGAUGUGAUCUUGAAGUUAGAGCAAGAAGAGGAGCCCUGGGUGGUGGAGGAAGAGAUGUUCUGGAGCCGCUCUGCAGAAGUUUGGGAAGUUGAUGAACAGAUGGAGAAACAACAGGAAACACUUGUGAGGAAAGUCACAUCCACCUCCGAGAAACCUCUGAUUAAGGAAAAUGUCAUUGACUGUAAAGAGGUUGCAGAAAUCUUUCUUCUGAGCUCAGAUGUUGUUCCUUCAAGACAAAGCCUCUAUGAUCGUGACUCACUUAAUAAGUGUUUGGAACAAAACUUAGAUAUUCUUAGUUAUAAUAAGGUUUGUGUAAGAGUCAAUAACUUUGAAUGUAAUAAGUAUGGGGCUCCGUUUUAUCAUUGCUCACCCUGUGCCAUAGCUCCCUUUAAUUGUGAUCACUGUGGACAAGACUUCACUCAUAAACUUGACCUCCUCAGACAUGAGAGAAAUCAUGCUGGAGAAAAACCUUAUGGAUGUAAAGAGUGUGGAAAGUCCUUUAGCAGGAAGGAAAAUUUCAUUACGCAUCAGAAAAUCCAUACUGGGGAAAAGCCAUAUAUGUGUAAAGAAUGUGGAAAAGCUUUCAUUCAAAUGUCUAACCUCAUUAGACACCAAAGAAUUCACACUGGGGAGAAACCUUACGCUUGUAAGGAUUGUUGGAAAGCUUUCAGUCAGAAGUCAAAUCUCCUUGAACACGAGAGGAUUCACACUGGAGAAAAACCCUAUGAAUGUAAGGAAUGUGGGAAAUCCUUCAGCCAGAAGCAAAAUCUUAUUGAACACGAGAAAAUUCACACUGGGGAGAAACCUUAUGCGUGUAAUGAGUGUGGUAGAGCUUUCUCUCGAAUGUCCUCUGUUACUCUGCACAUGAGAAGUCACACAGGGGAAAAGCCCUAUAAAUGUAAUAAAUGCGGAAAAGCCUUCUCUCAGUGCUCAGUAUUUAUUAUGCAUAUGAGAAGCCACACAGGUGAGAAGCCUUAUAUAUGUAAUGAGUGUGGGAAGGUCUUCUCGCAAAGUUCUUCCCUUACUGUACAUAUGCGAAAUCAUACUGCUGAGAAGCCCUACGAGUGUGAUGAGUGUGGGAAAACCUUCAGCCGGAAAGAGAAUCUUAUUACACAUCAGAAAAUUCAUACUGGAGAGAAACCUUAUGAAUGUAAUGAGUGUGGGAAAGCUUUUAUUCAGAUGUCAAAUCUCAUUAGACAUCAGCGAAUUCAUACUGGUGAGAAACCCUAUGCAUGUACUGUAUGUGGGAAAGCCUUUAGCCAGAAGUCCAAUCUUACUGAGCAUGAGAAAAUUCAUACUGGAGAGAAACCUUAUCUUUGUAGUCAGUGUGGAAAAGCCUUUAGUCAGAGACAAAAUCUCCUUGAACAUGAAAAAAUCCAUACUGGAGAGAAACCAUUUAAAUGUAAUGAGUGCAGUAAGACCUUUUCUCGAGUCUCAUCCCUUACUCUUCAUAUGAGAAGUCACACGGGGGAGAAACCUUAUAAAUGUGAUAAGUGUGGAAAAGCCUUUGCUCGAUGUUCAUUACUUACUAUACACAUGAGAAGUCACACAGGUGAGAAGCCCUUUGAAUGUAAUACAUGCGGGAAGACCUUUGCUCAGAGAGCAUCCCUUUCCAUACAUAAGAGAGGUCAUACAGGCAAGAAACACUCUGUACUAAAUGAGGCAAUGCCUUAUCUAUGCAAUGCCUUAUUUACUUGAAAUGUCUGAUGUAAGUGCAAAGCGAAGAUCUCUUUGGAAAAAUAAUAAAACUUUGGAGUUUAUGAGCAAAUGCAGAGAAAUAUGUAUAUAGAUAAAUACAGCGUAAUAAAAUUUUCAAUUCUGAGAAUCUGUAGAUAAUACAGUUCCAAAUAAUUGCAUAAUAUUUUUCUAUAAUAUUUACAAAGUGAUACUAAAAUUUACAUGAAAUAGAAGUGUAAACCAGGCAUAGUGAUGUUUGUCUAAAAUUCCAGCAUUUGGAUGACAGGAAGAUUGCCACAAGAUUGAGGCCAGCCUGGUCUACAUAGACUGUGUCUCAAUAAAUAAAUAAAAGUCCAUGAAUUGCUGAGAUGAUUUUAGAAAAAGAAUGGUAUAAACAUACUUAUUGUAAUCUUUAUACUGUGGAGAUGGAGUCAAGGGAAUCUAGAGUUUGAGGUCAGCUUGUGCUACAUAGUGAGAUCCUAUCUCAAAACAAAACAAAAGUAUAAUCCUAGUAGUACCUAGACUAGCACUCUUUAUAAUGUAUGCUAAAUUUAUAGCCACUUCAAAGUGUAUAGUAUAGGAACAUAAUUAGGUGGGUGCACAGGUUAUAGAGUGCUCAGAUGCAGAGCUGUGGAAAUAUGUGAACUCGGUGUUUGUCAGAAAUGAAAUUAUGAGUUGGCAAAGAAAGAAUAAUCUAGUCAUUUGUUUCUGGAAUGUUUGACUAUUGGAGAAAAUUAAAGUAUAAACAUUACUGCAAACUAUAAACACUUCCAAAGGAUUUGACCUUGAAACCAUUGGAUGCUGAUGAGUAUGAUGCACGUAUCCUAGUGCUUGGGAGGAUGAGGAGGUCAAGGCCAGCUUUGACUUUAAACUGAGGUAAGCCUGAACUACAUAAGACUAUCUUUAAAAGAAAAGAAAAAAACAGACUAUUUGUCUAUAACUCGAAGUCAAAAGAGUCAGUUUUGAAAAAGUAAAAAGAUACAGUUCUAGUUCAGAUUAUUUUCAUUUCUAUCAGAGGCUCUAGAAACUUGUAAAUAAUGAAGAGGAAAUACAUGCAUAUGAAUUGAAAACCUGGACGCCCAGCAGUGGGCUAAUAGAGUACAACCUAUCCCAAGGGUGGAGUGGUGUGUAGUAGUUAAAACAAGGAGAUUCAUAGUGUGUAGCAGAGGUAGUUACCUAAAACAGCGUGGAGUGAAAAAUAAGAUGCCGUGCACCAUACUGUUUACUUUAUCCAUGUAAGUCUCAGUGAAACCCUUUACAAAGAAUAGAACUGGGUUUUUGAAAUUCAUUCACUAGAAACUGGUUUUAGUGAAAUUUUUAUAUAUGUAUGUAUAUAAAGUUAUUUAAAAUUGGUUAGAAAGAUUCAUGCUAAGACCUUUUUAGUUUUGUCUGUCACAAGACAUUGGGACUGAAUGUGGGGAGGGUGUUCUUGGGAAGCGGCCUUUUUUGUCUUUAAAGAGACUAGUAGAACAUAAAAUAAAUCUUAAAAGUUAGUGACACAUGGUAGUAAUAUGACUUGUCUUUUUUUUAUAAUAUCAAAAUAGAACAAUUCAUACAAGACACCUGAGUAGAGACUCCCUUUAAGCAAAGAAGCCAUGACACGCAAUGAUUCCUUUUUCCUCCCAGGUGAUGGUGGUGUUUCCUAGUUAUUCUCAUAUCAACUCGCUAAGAGAAACUUGUGCCUGUUAAAAAAAAAAUCUAUAAAUAUGGGAUUCACAUGCUCUUUCAGAUGCUGAACCAUUUUAUCUGAAAUAUUUCCAUAUGCCUCCCAACAUCCCAGAGCCAACGCAGAGGGAUUAAGAUUUUGAAAUCAUUCUGCCUCCAUAGUGAGACCCUGACUCAAAAAACAAACUUUGUCUUGAGGGAACAAAUUAGUUGGUAAAGCCCAUCAUCUCUUCCAAACAUGAGUACCUGAGUUUGAUUCCCCCCAUCAAAAAAGAUAAGGUUUAGUGGUUCACAAUUGUAAUCCCAGCCUUGGGGAGAGACAGUCAGAUCCCUGAGCCCUGCUAGCCAACUAACCUAGCCUAUUUGGCAAAUUCUAAGCCAGUUAGAAAUCCUUUGCCCUGCUUCCCCAAAAUGAAUGGCUCCUGAGGAAUAACACCCAAGGUGUCCUGUGACCUCUCUGACCUCCAUACAGAUGUGCACACACUGAAUACACACAAAUACACAUACCCACACAAUCCUUAGAAUGGUACUAUAUACUAAACAUUUGAAGUUAGUGUGUUUUAUUCUUUGAUAUUUUAACAUUUAACAUUUUUGGUAUUUGGAUUCAUCUUUCAACCAGUGAUGUAUUAAAUCCAAGUAAGUUUUUAUUGUGGCAUUGGAAAUAUAAACUCAACAUUAAUAGAUGUACAAUUGUUAUUUUCUUUGACAAAGUGCUAAGUAAAGUGAUCGUUUAUUUGGACAGCUGCUCGACCCUGAGCCAUAUAUAUCCAAUCUUUUAUUAAAUUCAUCUUUGAAGCAGUGAUGUCUUAGGUUAAGGAAAUCUGUAUCAUAAGUUAUUUACUUAUUCGUUUGAGGCCAGGUCUCAUGUUUCCCAGUCUGUCUUCAACUUGCUUUGUAGCUAAGGAUCAGUUUGAACUUCUGAUCCUCCUUCCUUGCCACCUCCCACAUGGCUGAGAAUAUGCACCACCAUGCCUUGCUUAUGAAUUGCUGAUUCUUAAACCCAGGGCUUUAACUGAGCCACAUCCUUAAUCUAAAUUAUCCGAAGUUUGAAAAUCUGAAAUUGGUGUAAUGAGAAAUGUGGUUUUUAUUUCUUUGUGAUGUUUUUGUAUGUAUGUGUGUAGUACUCGGAAUUGAAACACUGCUCCUUCUCACUACGUCCUCACCUUUGCUUUUCUCAGACAGGUUUUCAUAUGCAGCCCAGCAUUGGCAUUGAGCUCUGAUCCUUCUCCCUCAGCCUCCCAAAGUAUUGAGCUCAUAGGCAUUGCUGCUGUGCCCAGCUGAAAAGGUGUUUUAUUACUAGUACAUACCCCUCUCUCAGUCUGCCGUUAUUCCACCAAGGAUUUGCUAGGCUCUUAACUAAUUACUAAUGUCUUUAGCAUCUUACAGAAAUAAUAAGAUGUUCUAGGGAAUUUGCUUUGUGAUAUUGGUGUUCUAACUCUGUGAACUUGCAUAUGGUUAACAUAAACAUUAAUUUCAUUGUUAAUAUAUUUUGAAAUGAGAAGCCUUUUUUAUUAGGUGGCUAUACACAAUUUAUUUGUUCAGUCUUAAGCUGCAACCCAUUUACAUCCUUUCAAAACCAUUGACUUACAGGCUUAUCUAGUUUUGGUUGAAAGCAGUGAAGACCCCAAAUUCUGAACAAUGUUCUCUAAAAGGUCCUCAUUCUCCUAACAUAGAAGAUAAUCUUUAAGAUAAGUUUUAAAUUUUUUGUCAUCUUUACAGUAUUAUUUGAUGAGCAAAAAACCACUAAUGCAUUUUUUUUUUUGUUUUUGUUUUUUUUGAGACAGGGUUUCUCUGUGGCUUUGGAGCCUGUCCUGGAACUAGCUCUUGUAGACCAGGCUGGUCUCGAACUCACAGAGAUCCGCCUGCCUCUGCCUCCCGAGUGCUGGGAUUAGCGUGCGCCACCAUCGCCGGGCACUAAUGCAUUUUUUUAAAGACAAGAAUUAAGGGUGUUGGUCAAAGGGGUCUUUAGAUUUUAUAUUUGAACACUAAUUUGUUUGAAGUUGACUUCACAUAAGUAAAAAUCUCUUUUGGAUAAAAAUUAUUAAACAUAGCUAUAACAGUUUGUACUGUUAUGGUACUUUGAAUGUUGGACAGUAGCUUGUCAUAAAUAGGGAUUAAUUUUAAUGGAAACAAUGUUUUACUAAAAUAUUAAUAAAGAAUUAUUAUCAUUCUA
Molecule: messenger RNA, 6539 nt
Organism: Alexandromys fortis (reed vole)
Lineage: Eukaryota; Metazoa; Chordata; Mammalia; Rodentia; Cricetidae
Product: zinc finger protein 568-like
Biological process (GO): negative regulation of transcription by RNA polymerase II
Molecular function (GO): DNA-binding transcription repressor activity, RNA polymerase II-specific
Source: RefSeq, a predicted model, not a curated record